Pseudo-nitzschia multistriata is the source of this 1933-nucleotide messenger RNA. NCBI's taxonomy places the organism in Eukaryota, Bacillariophyta, Bacillariophyceae, Bacillariales, Bacillariaceae. The record is from the annotation of a GenBank genome assembly.
GGAGUUUCCAUCCGACAAGGCAUCUUGGCAUCGCACUGAACACGGCUCAAUCACCUCAGCCAUUGACAAUAUAACGAGCUAACGAGUUUCCAACCAGCGGCAUCAAAAUUAUCGACUAGAAUGGGUGGUGUCGGUAUCGACAACGUCGGAACGGCAUUCAUUGAUGAACCGUCGUCGGCAAUCCACAGAGCUUUCUAUUACGCCAAUGCCUAUUCCGAUGGUUUCGGAAAUGAUUACAAUGCAAACGAUCACCCCGAUGCCACGGAAAUCCUUGGCAAUACAAGCGACCAGUGCUCUUCCCCGGUUUUGUUGAAUUUGGAUCAUAUGGCGUCCUGUCAUGAGCUGUAUCCCGAAAACAAACCCAUAUGGAGGCUGGUCCUGCGCUGGAUGAAAAUCGUGGCGUACAAUAUCAACAGAUCAUAUCGUGCCAAACCGAUCCUGUUGGUGAUGGCUCCGUUGACGCUGGGUAUAACGAUCGGAUAUUUCAUCGGAAGGUGGCAGCAAUCGUCGUCGUUACGAACCAUCGAAACCGGAAGACCACAGCAACAGCCAAAACAAGGGGGAGGAAUACUGCACGUUUAUCUCGGGAAUCUGGGGGAGCGGAUAUCUCUUCUUUGGUUCCGGUUUUGUCUUGUUGCAUCUCGCUGCUUUUCAAGGGAGGACAUUUCCACAAGAAGAUGUUUUGCAACGAAGGGGUCGUCAUUGUCGUCAUUGCCGUCAUCUUUGUCGACAAAGGAAAUUCCUACGGAUUGUCUGCUUGUCGCUAGCGGUAGUGAUGGCACAGCUCACAGUGGUGCGCAUGUAUCAAAAUGCGGAAGCAUCGCAAACGACAAGGAAAACAACGUUUCUAUAGAUACAUCUACAAACACGGGAUUAAAAGCCCGGGAAUCCAACACACGUAAAUUUCUAAAAAGCGACGAGGGAACCUCGAGAGAAAGCGGUGUCCCACUCGAACAAGUGCCGAAGCACGUCGCCGUCAUCAUGGACGGAAAUCGGCGCUACGGAAAAAACAAGUACGGAAGUGCAGCAAGGGGCCAUUGGGAUGGGAGUUCCAAGCUGGUUGAAUUCGCCAAGUGGUGCAUGGCCGAACACAUUGCCGUCUUGACGGUCUUCGCCUUCUCGAGCGAAAACUGGAAACGAGACCCCGCUGAGAUUGCUUCCCUCAUGCAAAUAUUCGCAACAUAUUGCGACGAAUUACGGAUGGAAGCGAUUGAGCGAAACAUCAAAAUCAUGGUCUUGUCAACGGAUUACGAAAAGGUAAGCAUUACUCUUGUGUUGCGUCGCGUCGCGUCGUGUUGCGUUCUGCUUUGGACGGGUUUUGGAUUGCAGAUCGUGCAAUAAUUAGCAUUUGAUGGAUCAUAUUUGAAUCGCCUUUGGUUGUAGGAAACUUUGAUCGAUUCUAUUGAUUGGAUUCAACUUUUUUCUCAAUAGAUCUUUUUCUCCCUUCGUUUGUUAUACAUAUUUCCAUCGCAUGGAAUUGAUUGUAUUCGGUUGUAGAUACCAGCGCACGUUCGGGUGAAUGUGAAGCGAAUGGUAAACGAGACUCAGCAUUGCAAUGGUAUGAUCAUGAACAUUUGCCUGAGCUAUGGUAGUCGGGGCGAAAUCGUAGGGGCGACAAAAUUGUUGGUGGACGAUGUCCUGCGUGAGAAACUGGACCCCGAAACAAUCGACGAGAAAACUAUUGGAGAGCGGCUGCUAACUCAUAACUGUGGGGGUGAUCCGGAUGUUAUGUUAAGAACCAGUGGGGAGUUACGGAUAAGCAACUUUUUGCUAUGGCAAUUKGCAUAUACAGAAUUUUUCUUUGUAGACAAACCGUGGCCCGCCAUGGAAAAGACCGACCUCAUCGAUGUCAUCCAGAACUAUGCGAAAGGUAGAAAACGACGCUACGGGCAAUAGUUUAAAGGUUUAGAAAAAAUAAAAACUAGCUAAUAUG